GAAGGGUUUUAAUGUAAUAAAGUACUUCCAGGGCUUCAGCGCGAGGCAAUUAGGGUUUUUGAGUAUAUAAAACCUAACAUCGGCGCCUACUUCUUCUAACUGCUCUCACACUCUCUUUCGAAGAUCCGCCGAUAGAUCCCCAAGUAAAAACCCUAGAGGGCAGGAAGCAAUGGCCACCGUACCUGGGCAAUUGAUCUGGGAGAUCGUUAAGAGCAACAACUCAUUUCUGGUGAAGCAAUUCGGGAGAGGUAACGCAAGUGUGCAGUUCAGCAAGGAGAGCAACAACUUGUGCAAUCUCAACUCGUACAAGCACUCUGGCUUGUCUAACAAGAAGACUGUCACUGUUCAACCCGCUGGUAAAGAUCAAGGUGUGUUGCUUGCAACAUCUAAGACCAAGAAGCAGAACAAGCCUGCUGCUUUGCUUCAUAAGUCUGUUAUGAAGAAAGAGUUCGGUAGGAUGGCUGAAGCUGUCAAAAAUCAGGUGUCUGAUAACUUCUACAGACCUGAUUUAAAGCAAGCAGCCCUUGCAAGGUUGAGCGUUGUGCACAGAAGCCUCAAGGUAUCCAAGUCUGGUGUGAAGAAGAGGAACAGACAAGCUCUGAAAAUCCGUGGUGGAAAGUGAGAGAUGCCCUAGUGUGUUUUACCUGAUUUUGAGUCCUUUAUUUCCAGAUGUUGAAUGGAUUUUGGAAUUUCUUUAUUAAGGUUGUUAAUCUUAAUUUUGGAUAUGAUUAUGUUUUUCAGUAUUAGGAUAUUUUUGGAUAAAGAUUAUGUUUUUUCUCGA
This is a messenger RNA of Cannabis sativa, 781 nucleotides long. Its product is annotated as large ribosomal subunit protein eL28y. The record is from RefSeq and is a predicted model, not a curated record. Gene Ontology annotation, biological process: translation. Gene Ontology annotation, molecular function: structural constituent of ribosome. Lineage: Eukaryota; Viridiplantae; Streptophyta; Magnoliopsida; Rosales; Cannabaceae. Bases 170 to 622 code for a protein of 150 amino acids. The transcript has 4 exons. Gene Ontology annotation, cellular component: ribosome; cytosolic large ribosomal subunit.